AGCACUAUUUGGUCAUAUUGAGUUUAUAUUUUUGGUUAGUUACUACAUGCUUCAUCCCAAGUGACUUCUUUUUGAGACUCAAAUGGCUUUAAGGUGUUUCGAAAAUCAGUAGAAAUGGCCCACAUAAAUUCUUGAGUAAUGUUAUAAAAUAACAUAAAGAACUGCAAACUAAUAAGUAAAUUAUAUCUUUAUAUUGUACCACAAACGAAAAAAAACUACCCUUUUACGAAAAUUAACAAUGUUUUAACAUCGUUACUAUAAACUAAACACGUUUUUAUAAUGUCUACUACACUUUUGGGCCACGGAGAGAAAUUAUUUAUUUCUGUAAUUUUGCAAGCACAGUUUAGUAGUUUGACCCACAUUCCAUAGUCUUUUACGUUUUUAACGCUUCAUAAUAAUAUUUAAAAAUGCAUAUAAUCGCAGACCGUAAACGUUUACGUGACUCUCCUUAUAGCACUUCCGCUUCGGAAGCGUUGCCACGGUAACGCCAGCGCGUCCGCAAAACUACAGACCGUAGUGAAAAUGCCUGCUUACUCCAUCUCUUCAACGGCGACAGAAAGAAGCAAAAUAACUUAAAAGAGUUCAAUGUCUUCUUCAGGAAGGAUGCAUGUGAGCAGGCCCAAGUCAUCUAAGGGACGCAGCCGACCCAUGAUGACUCCCACUUCCUGCGUGGAUCCACCUUCUCAGUCCUCGUCUCUUUCACCCCAACCUCCGGCCACCAAGACAAACGACAGGUUAAACCAGUGCCUUCGAUCCCGAGCCAUACUGAGACGCUGCAGUCAACCCAGUACAGAUAUGCUGACUGAAAUCUUCGACGGGCCUCCCGAUGGGUCCGUCUCACUCAACAAAUACAGCGUUCUCCCGUCCAUAGAGAAGAAAACAGGCACCGACCGGACACACGGUCAAGGCGACAGCAGCCGUAGGAUAUGUCAACACGCUCCCCGUGUCCACACAAAGGUCAGACCAGUUGCGACGUCAGGAAGUCAGGCGGGUCUAGCUCCUCCAGAAGAACCAGGCCUGCUGCUCGCUAUCAGAACUCCAUGCGGUCAGAGAUUCAAGAGUCAUUUCCGGCCGGCAGACCCGCUCCAGACGGUGCUGUCGGCCGCAGAGGCUGAAUUCGGGGAGAGGUUUGACAAUUGUCUGAUUGAGACCAUGGAUGUGCCACGAAGGACUUUCGCAAACCUCACGAUGACCUUGGCUCAGUGUGGAAUCCAGAACAAAUCGGUUUUAUGCAUUUCCCAAGAUGACAGCAACACGGAUUUAACUUGAACCGCUAAUACAGCUUUACGGACACUCAAUAUCACACAAAGGCAAAGAUUAUUUAGAUGUCGUGUGCAAUUAUGUAAAUACAUUUUUUCAAAUAAUGUAGAUUAUUUUGACUGUACAAUGUUUACUUAUCCCAUAUAUAAUCAACUGCAUAUAUUUUGCUUAGAAAGAGUCUUUUUAAAUUGAAGCCUUCCAACAGAUCCCAAUGGGUGCCGUCAGAAUGAGCUGAUAAAAACAUUACAAUAAUUCAGUAACUGACACAUUGCUUCUGGACAAAAUAUCAAGAACCAGCAGGAAUAGGAAUAAUUAGACAAAAUUCAUUAUAUAUUAAAGAUUAAAAGAUUUGCUUAAAGAAAGUGACCAUUAAGUGUGUUUAGAACCAUUAAGACUUUUUUUUUAAUUCUUUGACGCAUUUAGAUUUCCACAAAU
Molecule: messenger RNA, 1695 nt
Organism: Puntigrus tetrazona (Sumatra barb)
Lineage: Eukaryota; Metazoa; Chordata; Actinopteri; Cypriniformes; Cyprinidae
Gene: ubxn10
Product: UBX domain protein 10
Exons: 2
Coding region: 586-1269 (227 amino acids)
Molecular function (GO): protein binding
Source: RefSeq, a predicted model, not a curated record